Messenger RNA from Colletotrichum spaethianum, 1836 nucleotides. RefSeq lists its product as uncharacterized. The transcript has a single exon. The record is from RefSeq and is a predicted model, not a curated record. Lineage: Eukaryota; Fungi; Ascomycota; Sordariomycetes; Glomerellales; Glomerellaceae. Bases 1 to 1836 code for a protein of 611 amino acids. Gene Ontology annotation, molecular function: DNA-binding transcription factor activity.
AUGGCCUAUUUCUACGAACAUGCCCAAGGGGGGCAUCCUUCUCACGAGCAACUAUACUACGGGCAACAGAACUUCAGCCAGCUGCCCAUGUCCUACUUCGAGUCGUUACCAACUUCAAACUCCUCCACUCCAGUCGACCCAAGUCUGGGAUCCUACUCCCAGACGCAAUACCAGACGCCAUGGCCAGUGAACCAGACCCAUCAGAUUCAGCAAUACAUCGACGGGCCACGAACAGCCUUCUUCGUCCCUGAAUAUGCCCAGGCCUUGCACAACCUAGCCCGCCCGACUCAGGAAACCACCGCGCUACCUCCAGCUUCAAAGCGAAGGCACGGCUCUCCCUGUUCCCAGCAGACACUGUCCAGCAGCGACUCUAACAGUCCUCCCACGGAAAGCGAUGUUCUCCCGGCAACUCCCCCGGACUGUUCUGCCACUUCUCCUUUCAUGCAAAAUAAGCAAUACACUGGCGAUUGGGAAUCCCAACAGUACCAAUCCCACACUUUGCUUGGCCUUGGUAUGCAGGCAAACGUCUUCGUCAAUCCUCAUGAGGUAAACAUCUCUCAAGCCGUGUUCGAGGACGAGGUUGUUCCAGCCACUUUCAGCAACAGCCGAACCUUCAGCUUCUGUUCCUCGGACUCUGACGAGUCGGGCAUCCCCCAGCAAUCUGCUUUCUCGUCACGUCAACUUACACCUGAUGCCCCUGGAGCCAUCAUCAAGCAGGAGCUCCCCAUGGUUGAGUCUUCGUGCGGAACAAACUACCCCGACCCUGAACUAAGCGAUCCGGACCCCUUUAAAUCCAAGAUUGAGUUCGGCGUUUCCCUCGAAGACGACAAAGAUUCGGACUAUAAGCCUAAGCAGCAUACACGAAAGCGCUCUCGCAACGCGAAUAUCAGACCUCGGGUGCACAACUAUGGCCCACUUCAGGAAAGAAAGAGGACGAGGGUCAGCGGCAACGCCGGUGGCCUGCUCCCAACUCCAAUCAACCCGACCAUCGCCUCCACGCGGAACCCCAAGAUUCUUUGCACCGAGUGCAAAACCCCCUUUUCCGACGAGAACACUUACCAGAAGCACAUGAAGCAACACCACACCCGCCCCUUCGUAUGCGUUUUCAACUAUGCCGGUUGCCCAUCCACCUUUGCUAGCAAGAACGAAUGGAAACGCCACGUAAGCUCCCAGCACCUGGCCCUCCAAUACUGGCUUUGUAUUCAAGAUGGCUGCUCCAAGACCACCAAUCCUCCAACCAACCGACGUUCCUCCUCUUCUUCCUCUGGUUCCGUCGCGCCGACACCGCCUCCCUUGCCCAACGGCGCCAUCUUCAACCGCAAAGAUCUUUACACCCAGCACGUCCGUCGCAUGCACGUCCCCCCUCUCGUCCGAAAGGCCCAGAAGCAGAAGAAACCGACUCCCGAUUGGGAUGACCACCUCAAAACUCUCCAAGCAGACGCCGAACAGACGCGCUGCGAUUUGCCACAGUACAUGCGCUGCCCCGCCAACGACUGCGAGCACGAGUUCAACGGACCGCAAGCCUGGGACGAGCGCAUGGAGCACGUCGCGCGUCACCUCGAGCGCGCAGCCGACGGCAAGGAGCCGAUGGUCUACUUCGGCGGUGAAAACGACCCAACUCUGACACAGUGGGCGUCGAGCCGCGAUGUCUACGUCGUCCGGCAGACCAAGGCCCCUGGCGGUUGGGAGCUCAUCAACCCACUCAAGGGGGAGGUUGGCCCCUCUUCGGGCAAUGGAAAAGGGGUAAACAGUAGUAGUAAUACCUCAUCCUGCCUCAAGGAGAUCAUCGUAGCUACUGGCUCCGAUGAAGACGCUGAGGGAGAGGACGAGGAGUGA